GUGUGGGUGCGCACCUUGGCUUGUAACCGCAUCUUCCAGAAUGUAUAAACUCUCAUACACCUAGUUCUUCUCUAAAUUAACCAAAACGUCGUCUAGACCGUCACAACGUGUGACUGAGGGGUCGGAACGCAUGCCAUAAGAGCUACCAGACUGUGUGGUCAGAAGUACUUUCAAGCUCUAGCGCUAUGGCACAGAUCUCCAGCGCGGCUGUAGCGGUUUUGGCUGUGAACCUUGUUUUAUUGUGCUUCGCCAGGACUGCACUUGGUCAACUCAGCUCACCCUCAGAAGCGGUUGGCCCCCAAGGACCUCGGGGUGACCCCGGCCCCUCCGGUCCGGAAGGUGGUGUCGGGCCCCCAGGCCCCCGCGGACCGAAGGGACUACCAGGGAACGACGGCGAACGUGGACCUGCUGGCCCACAAGGCACACCGGGAACCCCAGGCAGGGAUGGUCGGCCAGGUAUACCAGGGUUACAAGGAUCGCCGGGACCGCAAGGCAUCACUGGACCACCAGGAGAACCGGGUCCUGAGGGGAGCCCGGGGCCUCAAGGUUACAUGGGUCCACCAGGUGACAAAGGGGACGACGGAUACGAAGGUUUGAAGGGUUCACAAGGAAGUAUGGGUCCACAAGGUCCACAAGGGCCAGUUGGUCCCAUCGGGCCGCCUGGACCUAUGGGUCCAGCUGGUCCAGAGGGGCCUCGAGGAGAAACCGGUCCGGUUGGCCGGGUUGGGCUGAUUGGUAUACAGGGACCGCCUGGGCCUCCGGGUCUACCUGGAAUGCCCGGAUCGUUUGGACAGAAGGGCGACCGAGGUGAAGCUGGCCGGAAAGGUACAAAAGGCUCCAAAGGUCCGGUUGGAAGAGCUGGAAAACCUGGUCCUCCAGGGCAUCCCGGACCACAAGGCGACCCCGGUCACGACGGACGACCUGGUGCUCGAGGCGAACCCGGAGAGCGAGGGCCCCCCGGCCCUGCUGGAGCAGAUGGAAGACCAGGGGAGCGUGGUGCAAUGGGUCGCAUGGGAGCGCAGGGUACUAAAGGAGCACAGGGGGAACCUGGAUCGAUGGGCAACGUGGGCCCGGUGGGUGUAAUGGGAAUAAAGGGUGAAAAGGGACAAAUCGGACGACCAGGUAGCCAGGGAGAAAUGGGCAUCCGUGGCUUGCCUGGACCAAUGGGUCCAGUCGGUGUCAAGGGAGCACGAGGAGAAUUGGGACCGGCUGGCAGUCCUGGAAGCCCUGGUUUGGACGGUCAGCCAGGCACCGAUGGGCAACCAGGUGAAGCGGGGUCACCUGGAGAACAGGGUCUUACCGGACCACACGGUCCACCUGGGCGACCCGGUCUGGAUGGGAGUGCUGGACCGAGAGGAGACACUGGACAACCCGGUCUCAAUGGUCUGCCAGGCCUGAAGGGUGCCACCGGCCCACCUGGACAACCUGGCCUACCAGGAAUGCACGGAAGUGCAGGUAUCACUGGGCCAAUGGGACCCAUGGGACAAGUCGGGCCUAGAGGACCCAUGGGACCUCCUGGAACAGUUGGAGAGAAGGGAUCCAAAGGAAUCGCGGGAGAGAUUGGAUAUCCAGGUGAUAUGGGCGACGCUGGGGACGCUGGACCAGACGGAUCCGAUGGUCCCGAUGGCCCUGCCGGAGCGACAGGACCACCAGGACCUCCGGGAGCUAUUGGUGAUCAAGGUUUGGAGGGCCCACCAGGAAUCACUGGGCCACCUGGCCCCCCAGGAUAUGACGGUCCUCCGGGUCUGGAUGGUAAAGAUGGUGCACCUGGAAGGGACGGCAAGCCGGGGACACCAGGUGAACCAGGUAGCCCAGGGAAGCCCGGGUUACCAGGACGAAUUGGCCAACGUGGACUUCCUGGAGUGCAGGGACCGAGGGGAAUCAAAGGUGACACAGGAAUAAUGGGCCCACCAGGACUCUACGGUACAAUUGGAGCUGCUGGUACUCCUGGUGACCCAGGAAAGCAGGGGCGACCUGGCGGACCUGGAGAUCCUGGACACCCGGGAGCGACUGGUAGCAAAGGAAGGGCGGGCCUACGUGGUGCCCAAGGUAUUCGUGGACCACCGGGUAUUUCGGAAGUUGCAGCAGUAGAACAAGAAGUAAUCGUCGGUGGAACAGGCCUCGCUGGUCAGCGUGGGCCACCUGGUGCCCCCGGAGUGGCUGGGAUGCCGGGCGCCAAAGGCAAUCCUGGAGUCAAGGGCCCCACGGGAGAUCGUGGAGACCAAGGCGAGCAGGGUCCACCAGGAGCCCCAGGAGAACCUGGCACAGAUGGAGCACCCGGAGUAGACGGUGAAAACGGACCUGAUGGUGCACCAGGAGAAGAUGGUCCACCUGGACCACCGGGACCUGCUGGUGAUGCCGGUCCUAUGGGAGCCCAAGGCGCACCAGGAACUCCAGGCAGGAAAGGAUCCAUGGGAUUGACUGGACUUCGAGGCGAACCUGGUCGCAGAGGACCUCCGGGGCCAGCAGGUUUGAGUGGUGAUAUUGGUGAGCCCGGACCUAUGGGCCCACCUGGGAUGAAUGGCAACAUUGGCCGCAAAGGGCCCACUGGACAGAGAGGAGCUCCUGGUUUGCGAGGUAAAACAGGAUCGCCUGGGGAAGCCGGAAAACCUGGAGCAACAGGACCAACUGGUUAUCCAGGAUUCCUUGGACCUCCUGGAGAACCGGGUCCAGAGGGUGCACCAGGAAAUGAGGGCAGCGAAGGGCCCACUGGGGAACAAGGACCUCCGGGAAAAUACGGAGAGACGGGAGAAAUAGGGGACCCAGGACCACCAGGCCCACCCGGGCGACCCGGAUUACCUGGAAGACCUGGACCUCCUGGUCCUGUUGGAGCUACAGGUCCGCAGGGUUCUGUUGGGAAGCCAGGUGAACCCGGCGCAACCGGUCCAAUUGGAUUUCCUGGACCCCGUGGUCCUCGCGGAAGCCCCGGAAUGGCGGGCUCAAUGGGGGCCAAAGGAGAAGCAGGAAUUCCUGGGCCUCUGGGCCCUAAAGGAACCACAGGUCCCAGAGGAGAUGCUGGACAUCCCGGAAUACCGGGGAAAGAAGGCAGACCUGGCAAGCAAGGCGAUCCAGGUCCCAAAGGAGCUCCUGGUGGUCCAGGACUGAUGGGGCUCCCCGGACCUCCAGGAAUCGACGGACCACCUGGUCAUCCGGGAGAACAAGGACCGCGUGGAGCUCCAGGGCCAAUCGGUGAACGCGGGCCAAUGGGCGCACGAGGAAAACGUGGGGAUCGAGGCGAUCCGGGCGAAAUGGGCCCAAUGGGGUCACCGGGCCGCGACGGUGAUCCUGGUCCUCCUGGUUCUCAGGGCCCUAUUGGACCAAUGGGACCACCAGGACCACCAGGUCAAGUGAUGAGUAUGCAGGCUAGAGCUUCGAGGACCAAAGGUCGAAUGUUUAGUGACGAAAACAUUUUGAAACGCCUCUAUGGAACAACUGGUCAGCCGAUCCCUCAGGGAACACAAGAACAUCCAGCUCGAACAUGCGCCGAGAUGUUUGCAGCAUAUCCGAACAAACCCGAUGGUCAAUAUUGGAUCAAUCCCGGAGGGAAUCCACUGGACGGACCCAUCAAGGUCACGUGUCGGGCACGCAACCGAGGAACUUGCGUGCAACCGAAAAGAGCAACGGUAGAGCCACUUGACUGGAGCAAAGUUUCCACAGGAAAGCGCGUGUGGUUCCAGCACGUCAGUAAAUCUGGUGAGUUUGACUACGCAAUUGAUCCAGAACAGCUCAGUUAUCUAAAGUUGCUCAGUGACAAAGCCACACAGAAAAUUACGCUCAACUGUUCCGGGGAUCUGCAGUCGGUGACACCGAAAGAAGAGAAGAUACAAACGCCAAAAUUGACCCAGCUAUUGGCAGACGACGACAGCAUAUUGUCCUCCAAGCAUCGGAAAUCAAAGUUUUUCAUCGAAAGGGACACUUGUGGGUUGGUAAAUAACGGAGCAACUAUAGCUCUCGUCAACAGCCGACCCAAUUUACUACCCGUGAGAGAUAUCGAACUGGAGGUAAUACCCCGGAUCCAAGUCAGCGUGCAACUCGGGGAGGUGUGCUUUUCAAAAUAAAAUGAACGUCCUUCAAAGCGGAGCGAUGUAUGCGGGAGCGCUCACUGCAACACAAGAUUGAGUGCUAAAUCUAUGAUGUGUUGACUGACCACAUCGCGUUUUUAUGCUUCAUGAUGUACAGGACGACGAUUCCAAACCACGUGAAAUUUUAAGAAUAACAUAUUUCUGCUUU
Molecule: messenger RNA, 4230 nt
Organism: Dicrocoelium dendriticum
Lineage: Eukaryota; Metazoa; Platyhelminthes; Trematoda; Plagiorchiida; Dicrocoeliidae
Source: the annotation of a GenBank genome assembly